Molecule: messenger RNA, 1618 nt
Organism: Nymphalis io (European peacock)
Lineage: Eukaryota; Metazoa; Arthropoda; Insecta; Lepidoptera; Nymphalidae
Gene: Tfb4
Product: general transcription factor IIH subunit 3
Exons: 9
Coding region: 125-1000 (291 amino acids)
Biological process (GO): nucleotide-excision repair; regulation of DNA-templated transcription
Cellular component (GO): transcription factor TFIIH holo complex; transcription factor TFIIH core complex
Source: RefSeq, a predicted model, not a curated record
GAUGACAUUAUUGUCAAACAACAAAAACAACUCCCGGUUGUUAUUUCCAUUAAAAAUAAAGAAUUUUAUUUAAUUAUAACACAAUUUGUGACAUUAAAAAAAUAGAAUAAAAUACGAAAACAAAAUGGCAGACGAUGACGCACCUUCGGACAGCAGUCUUCUUGUUAUAAUAGUGGAUACGAACCCGAACCAGCGAUAUAUAACAGAAGAUCCAAAAGUACUUACCGGCUGUCUCGAUGCCGUAAUAGCAUUUGCCAACUCGCAUCUGAUGCAGAAAUCCAGAAAUCAGUUAGCCGUGAUCGGUUGUCAUUUUCAUAAAAGUGAAUACUUGUAUCCAUCUCCAGGAAAGCCAUUGGAUGUGCGACAAAUUGAUGGACAAUAUGAACUGUUUACUUUGGUUGAGAAAACUAUUAAAAUGAGGCUUGUAAACUUAAUUAAAAGUCAGCCACAAGAAGAGAGGCCUGGAGAGUCUCUACUAGCUGGUGCGAUGGCAAUGGCACUCUGCUGCAUUGCCAGGAUGCGUCGAGAAGCAUCACCGGGCCUGCGACUAAGCAGCCGCAUCCUCAUAGUGACAGGGAGCUCAGAUACUGCAGCCCAGUAUAUCAAUUAUAUGAAUGUGUUUUUCACCGCUCAGAAACAACAAGUGCUGAUAGACGUCUGCUCUCUGGACAAACAUCUGAGUUUACUUCAACAGGGCUGUGACAUCACCGGCGGGCUCUACUUAAAAGUACCUUCAUUGGAGGGACUACUUCAAUAUUUAUUGUGGGUCUUUCUACCUGAAGCGUGGGAACGAAAGGAGUUGGUGCUACCAGGUCGAGGCAGGGUGGACUACCGCGCUGCUUGCUUCUGUCAUCGGGAACUGCUCACUAUAGGCUAUGUGUGCUCCGUUUGUCUUAGCGUUUUUUGCAAGUUCAGCCCAAUCUGCACAACAUGCCACACCGUCUUCAAAAUCGCUGGUCCGCUGCCGAUCAAACCGAAGAAGAAGAAAAUGAAAAUAUAAUAAUUAUGUAAGAUAAAAUGUAAUGUAUUCCAAUGGCAGACAGAGAAAAGUUAAACAAACCAAAGAUUUAUAAACUUAUGCACCAAACAUUUCUUAAUUAGUAUAUAUUUAUAAAACAACAUUAUUUCACUUAACUAUUUAUUAUAUCCACUUUCAUUUUUUAAUUAUAGAAUAAGUAGGCGAACGAGGUUAUGGGCCACGUAAGUCCACCAACGCCCAUAGACAUUGGCAUUGUAAGAAAUGUUAACCAUCGCUUACAUCGCCAAUGCGCCGCCAAUCUUGGGAACUAAGAUGUUAUGUCCCUUGUGCCUGUAAUUACACUGGCUCACUCACCCUUCAAACCGGAACACAACAAUACCAAGUACUGUUUUGCGGUAAAAAAUCUGAUGAGUGGGUGCUACCUACCCAAACGAGCUUGCACAAAAUCAUACCACCAGUAAACUUCCAUUGUUCUAAUAAUAAUAUCACCGACAUUCAAAGCGCCAUUUUUUAACGAAUCAAUGUUGUCAUGCCAAUUAAAGGCCAAACUUGUUUAUUUAUCUUUAUCCCUCCUGCUAUUGGAAUAAGUUAUAAAUGUGUAUAUAAUUAGUUCUAUGACAAUAAAAUGUUUUUUUUUUU